AUGUCUAACUAUGGGGCGAUAGAUGAUGACUUUGAGCCUUUGCUCUCAAGCGUUAGCCCCCCUCCUGCACCCCCUUCGACUUUCUCACGCAGCACCAACCGUCCUAGACAACCAUAUCUAUUCACCGGAGGAUUAGGUCUCUCAAGAGAGGGCAGCAUGACCUCGUUACAUUCUGAAGAUGAUUACCGACAGCACAACAUGGCUCUUCGCUACCGGUUAUACAAUCGACUGGAUCCUGGAGGGCAACAGUUGGUAAGCUGUCACUAAUA
This is a messenger RNA of Cylicostephanus goldi, 269 nucleotides long. The record is from the annotation of a GenBank genome assembly. NCBI's taxonomy places the organism in Eukaryota, Metazoa, Nematoda, Chromadorea, Rhabditida, Strongylidae.